ACGUGGCUGUGUGUUGAUAUUGUACUCAGAAAGAAUCGACUUGUCGAAAAUAAUUUUAGAUGACAUCUGGACGUGCUAACUAUCGUUUACGGCAAACAGUGUAGUAUUUGUUGUAUAGCCUCCCGUACGACUUCUCCAGGUAUUCCAGUUUCCAGAAGUAGCUACUAAAACCUCUUUAUUACUUUACAAAAGUCACCAUAUUGCAUAUUUUGGCGUGUCCAAUAAAAACUAGCCUCCAGAGUUUUACAUCUGGAAGAAUCAAAUGUGUUGUACAUGGUAGAGCAAUGAGUACUAGCUUGAUUAGACCUAAAUCAAACCUGUGCAAUCAAAAAUGUAUUUAUUUCGCACAGUCUAUACAGUGGACGUAAAUCACAGAGCUCGUAUGCAUUCGUUGAUUGAUUUAAUAAACAAGUGGUUUAGGAAAGAUCAAAUAGUGAAAAGUGCAUGUGUGAUAUGUAAUCAGAAAAAACCUCAAUGCAUAAUUAUUGAAAAGAUUAAAUAAAUAGGAAAUGCUCCCAGCUGACUGCAAAGGAAAUAACCUCCUUGGCAUUUAUCACUGGUUCACCUGACUCAGCCUCAAUCUCUUAAAAUGUGGUGUGGGAAAUAUAGUAAUUCACUGUGCAGGAAGCAAGCUCAUUAGCUGGGUAAUCACUCUGCUGUCACAAUACUCUGACCAAAGGACAAACCAUGGAGGGACAGCAUUUGGCAGUAUUAAGUGUAGCUGCUCUGUCCCUUUUGAAAGCGGGUGAAGUAAUAUGAUAUGACAACAGUGGGUUCUUGGGAGUGCAUACUCGUCCUCUGUGUACCUUUGUGCCUAAUGCGGCGUGCUAGUUGCCUAGUCGGAGUCCCUUUUGUAUGGUGGACAAGCACAGAUGCCUAAAAAAAUGUUGCUUGGAUUUAAAGAGGUUGCUAUUAUUGUGCUCAGUGGAGUUGAGUAGUUGUGCAGUACAUCUCCGUUGUUAAAUUAUUGACAGUCUCACUCCAUUUAUUCCUCAUGAAUAAUAUAUCAUAGUCUGAGGAUGUUAUCAUCUUAAGGCCAUAAAAGUGUUCAAACUGAUCCUGGGUCUGUCUUUAUGGAAAGUGAAUAUUCCUAAACCCCUGUAUGUGUUGAGAAAGCAAACAGUCUCAGAGAUAAAACCUAUUGAUGGGCCUGCAAAGUAGAACAGAAGUGGAAAGAGCCUUUGAUCAACAGUGCAUAUGAUGGAACUCGAUGUUUUCUGCUCUUAUAGCUGAGAGGACUAGUGAUGAGGGGGCGAUACACUGAGCCUAUUCAGUUUCAGAGGCAUAGCUUAAAGGAAAGACAGUGCAUCAUCUGUAAGGUGUGGGUGGAGCUUUGGCCUCUGGCUGUCUGCUCUCAGUUCCUCUGUCCACAGCUAGAGACUUAUCAACUGUGGAGAUUUUUCAUCAGACUCAGCAAUAGGUGUUGUUUCCUGUAGCCAGCUAUGGCACCAGGGGAUGUGGUGCCAGACCAUGUCAAGCAGCUGAAGUCCAAGGAGAAGCGGCCUGGAAACAGGGCACCGAAAGCAGACUGUGAGCCCGAUGGCUCCUUUGUCUUCGAGGCUCAUGAGGCUUGGAAGGACUUCCAUAACUCCCUCAGGCAUUUCUACGAAGUGGGGGAGCUCUGUGACGUCACGCUGAAGGUUGGCAGUAGGUUGAUACCAUGCCACAAGCUGGUGCUGGCUUGCGUUAUCCCUUACUUCAGGGCCAUGUUCCUGUCCGAGAUGUCGGAGGCCAAGCAGGAACUGAUAGAGAUCAAGGACUUUGAUGGUGAUGCCAUCCAGGACCUGGUUCACUUUGCCUACUCCUCCAAGCUCACACUGACUGUAGACAAUGUCCAGCCACUGCUUUAUGCUGCCUGCAUCCUUCAGGUGGAGUUGGUGGCGAGAGCCUGCUGUGAGUACAUGAAGGCCCACUUUCACCCCACCAACUGCCUGGCAGUUCGUACUUUUGCUGAGAGCCACAAUCGCGUGGACCUCAUGGACAUGGCUGACCGCUACGCCUGCGAGCAUUUCACUGAGGUGGUGGAGUGCGAGGACUUCACAUGUGUGUCUCCCCAGCACUUGCGUACAUUAUUGUCCUCCAGUGAGCUCAAUAUCCACUCAGAGACGCAGGUGUACAAUGCAGCAGUGAAAUGGCUGAAAGCAAACCCACAGCACCACGAGGCCUGGCUGGACCAGAUCAUGUCUCAGGUGCGCCUCCCCCUGCUCCCUGUAGAGUUCCUGACUGGAACGGUGGCUAAGGACGAGAUGAUCAAAGGUAACCUAAGUUGUCGUGACCUGAUGGAUGAAGCCAGGAACUAUCACCUCCACCUCAGCAACAAGGUGGUGCCUGAGUUUGAGUAUUCAGUCCGUACCAUACCCCGGAAACACACUGCAGGGGUUUUGUUCUGUGUGGGUGGCCGGGGGGGUUCCGGUGACCCAUUUCGCAGCAUCGAGUGUUACUCCAUUACUAAGAACAGCUGGUUUUUCGGCCCUGAAAUGAACAGCAGACGGCGUCACGUGGGUGUAAUAUCUGUAGGAGGCAAGGUUUAUGCCGUUGGGGGCCAUGACGGUAACGAGCACUUAGGCAACAUGGAGAUGUUUGACCCCCUCACCAACAAAUGGAUGAUGAAAGCCUCGAUGAACACCAAGAGGAGGGGUAUAGCCCUGGCAGCUCUUGGUGGUCCUAUCUACGCUAUUGGAGGUCUGGACGACAACUCCUGCUUCAACAACGUUGAGCGUUAUGAUAUCGAAAGUGACUGCUGGAGCACUGUGGCUUCGAUGAACACACCCAGAGGAGGAGUGGGAUCUGUGGCGUUGGGGAGUUUUGUGUACGCAGUGGGAGGCAACGAUGGCGUGGCGUCACUGUCCAGUGUGGAGCGGUUUAACCCUCACCUCAACAAAUGGACAGAGGUCAGCGAGAUGGGUCAGCGACGAGCAGGAAAUGGAGUCAGCAAACUGAACGGCUGCCUCUACGUCGUGGGUGGUUUUGAUGACAAUUCACCGCUGAGCUCCGUAGAGCGGUUUGACCCUCGAAUGCACCGCUGGGAGUAUGUGUCUGAGCUGACCACGCCACGUGGCGGAGUCGGGGUUGCUACCGUGAUGGGGAGAGUGUUCGCAGUCGGAGGUCACAACGGGAACAUCUACCUGAACACAGUGGAGGCUUUUGAGCCUCGAAUGAACAGAUGGGAGCUGGUGGGUUCAGUGUCUCACUGCCGUGCCGGAGCCGGGGUGGCUGUCUGCUCGUCUCACGUCAGCCAGAUCAGGGACGUCGGCCAGGGCUCCAGCAACGUGGUCAACUGCAUGUGACCGCCGCCGCCGUUCCUCUUAUUACCAGGUGACUGACUGCCAGGUCACCAUCAGAUCUGACCACUGCACAAGCACAUGACACAAAGCACACAGACGGUGACAGCUACAUUAUUACUGUCGCUGUCUGAGCAUCAGCCUCAAACUGAUCAAGGCUGAUGUUCAGUUUGCACUCGGUGGCUGAAGAGUAUUAGGGAGAUUUAACUGACUUGAAGUGCACAACUGACAAAUCUGAAGUCUUCUCUGGAAAAAAAAAAAAAGACAUUCAAGACAUUCUUCUUGACUUGUGCUGGUGUUAUUUGCAAUCAGUGAUGUAGUAUUUUGUACUGUAUUUUCUUUUGUUUGACUGCCUUGACAUAGUUUUGACUUUUUUUUUUUUUUUUUUUUUAAAGGGAAAACAUAAGCUGAGCCUUGAAUUUAAUACUAACCUCUUCAGAAGGAGGAGGUGAGCUAGGAUUCAGAAGUACUAGGUGACUUAACUGUGCACAUUAUCAACAUGGGCUGUCUAGUGGGCCAGUAUGAAAACAUUUAAAUUGUCUCCUGUGUAAGACUGUCUCUGGGUUACUCUUUGGCUCUGCAGUUAUUUUCAUUAUCCAGAGAGAAGAAGGUGAAUCAGUGAUUUUAAAACAAUCAUACUGGAUUCAACACCUUGUUUGCAGUGUAGUGUGUGAAAUUAAAGCACAAACAUUUUCAUCAGUCAGUGUCAAGUAGGUUGUUAAGAUAUCAAAUUCAUUUCCAGGAUUCCUGCGAUCUUUUCCCAGGGUAAGUGAAAGCAUCCGUUCUGGCAGUUUGACCUUAAAAGUACAUUGUAGAACUGUUCUAUCAGCUGCAGUAAGCUGGCUCAUACCCGUGCAGCUCUGUAAUUGUGUUUGAACAAUCAUUUUAAGGCUGACUGGGGACAAAUCAGUCACUGGUCAGGAGGUGACCGCUUCGGGGAAUUUAACUGAUGUAAGUGCCAAACAGGAGGGGGAAAAAAAAAAGUGUGUGAGCCGCCUUUACCUCGACCUCAGAAUUGAGAAAGGUUUGACAGCUAAAAAUCUUGAGAGUGAAGGACUGAUCAGAGCAAUACAGUGCACCUCUCCAGUUCUCUUUCAGUUUACAUUAUCGUAUAGAGAUCUCUUCAAACUGACAGGGGCAGAUUUUUCAGAUUUAAGAUUUGUGUUUGACGAUAGCUGGACUGUCAGUAAUCCUAGUCAGAGAGUUUUCAGAUGUGCGUGAGAUUGAGACGAGGUUUGUCUCUGCAGAUGGUUCCGUUAUAUUUUAAUAUAUGGACAUUUUUGUAUUAUAAAAUAGGUGUAUCUUUGGUAUUAUUCUUUACUACACUACCCUAAUCCAUUGCUGUGCACUAUUUUCCUAGAAUAGAUAUGAAGUCUGAGUAUAUUUUUGUCCUAAAUGGAGAAUUUCAUGUUAUUCAUGUUAUGAGUUUGAAGAUGUUUAUUUAACACUUAUGCCUAUAUCUGCCAUAUCGAAGAAAAAUGUAAUAAUCCCUGGCGACAAUUUUGUUUUUCAGAAAAUGCUGACAGAGCGAUGUCUAUACAUGGUUUAUACAAGAAGUAGACAUAUUAUUGCACAGAUUGUGUCCUAAAGCUAUCAAUCAUUUUUACUCCUAAACUGAAGUCGCUGCCAACGUUGUCAGCAAAUGAGCCAGAUACCGAGUUUUUUGUCAACUUUACUGUACUUUGUGUUGUUCUUCCUCCUUUUGACUGCUUCCUUCUUGUGCUUUUUAUUCACAUGGUAUUGGUAUAAAUUGGUAAAAUAAAGUUAUGUGUAAAGUUCA
Toxotes jaculatrix (banded archerfish) is the source of this 5061-nucleotide messenger RNA. It is a transcript of the gene klhl8, whose product is annotated as kelch-like family member 8. Gene Ontology annotation, molecular function: protein binding. Lineage: Eukaryota; Metazoa; Chordata; Actinopteri; Toxotidae. The transcript is spliced from 12 exons. The record is from RefSeq and is a predicted model, not a curated record. Bases 1443 to 3287 code for a protein of 614 amino acids.